GUAUCGUGAGCAUGGUGUACACGCAGUCGGAGAUCUUGCAGAAAGAGGUUUACCUCUUCGAGCGCAUCGAUUCAACCAACCGGGAGAACAUGAAACACUUGAAAGCCAUCUGCUUCUUGCGGCCGACUAAGGAGAAUGUGGAUUACCUUAUUCAAGAACUGCGCAGGCCGAAAUACAGCAUCUACUUCAUUUAUUUCAGCAACGUGAUCAGCAAGAGCGACAUCAAGUGUCUGGCUGAGGCGGACGAGCAGGAAGUGGUCGCCGAGGUCCAGGAAUUCUACGGAGAUUUCAUUGCUGUGAAUCCGCACGUGUUUUCCCUCAACAUCUUGGGCUCCUUCCAGGUACAGGGAGGGUGUGUGUGUGUGGAUGUAACUCUUUCCUCAGCUCCUGUUUCCUUAGAC
Molecule: messenger RNA, 401 nt
Organism: Sphaerodactylus townsendi
Lineage: Eukaryota; Metazoa; Chordata; Lepidosauria; Squamata; Sphaerodactylidae
Product: vacuolar protein sorting-associated protein 45-like
Exons: 4
Biological process (GO): vesicle-mediated transport; intracellular protein transport
Cellular component (GO): Golgi membrane
Source: RefSeq, a predicted model, not a curated record